AUGGGACAAACGCUCUCUACACCCGUAACCCAGAAGAAAACGGAAGACGGAGGAAAUGAUAAAUUCUAUUACGCAGUAUCAGAGAUGCAGGGAUGGAGAAUAGAAAUGGAAGAUGCACAUACGAUUGCAUUGAGCCUUGAUCAAGAUGAUGAUGAAAGCAAUACGUUCUUUGCUGUAUAUGAUGGGCAUGGCGGUGCCUCUGUUGCAAAAUAUGCUGGCGAGCAUGUGCACAAGAAGUUACUCGCGGACGGGGCAUACCUGAAGAAGGAGUAUGCUACUGCUUUGAAGAAUGCAUUCCUUGGUACGGAUGCAGACAUGCGAGCUAGCUCUACAUUCACGCGGGACACUUCUGGUUGUACUGCGGUCGCUGCUUUGGUCACGUCCGACGAAAGGAUCUACGUUGCGAAUGCAGGCGACUCACGGUCGGUGAUAAGUGUCAAAGGCGAGGCGAAGCCUUUGAGUUACGAUCACAAGCCUCAGAACGAGAUCGAGAGGAGCCGUAUUCUGGCUGCAGGUGGCUACAUUGAAUUUGGAAGGGUGAACGGUAACUUGGCUCUGGCAAGAGCUCUGGGAGAUUUCGAGUACAAGAAGAAUGCCUCUCUAGCGCCGGAGAAGCAAAUUAUUACGAGUGAUCCUGAAGUUAUCGCGCACGAGAUCACUGAUGAAGAUGAAUUCUUGGUCAUCGCUUGCGAUGGUAUCUGGGACUGUCUCACGUCACAGCAAGCCGUGAACGUCAUCCGUCUCCUUAUUGCACGGGGUAAGACUAUACCAGAAAUCUGCGAGGAGAUUUGCGAGUUGUGUCUCGCACCCGACACCGACGGGCGCGGUGGAAUUGGCUGCGACAACAUGACCAUCCUCAUCGUUGCCAUUCUACAUGGCCGUACGCUGCAGGAGUGGUACGGCUGGGUUACAAACCGCGUCAAGCACAAGCAUGGUUUUGCCACUCCCGAUCAGAUCCCGCAGCUCUACUCCACAAGCGCGUUGAUCGCGUUCAGGGCAAGGAGAGAGGCAUACGAGGCGCGCCAGCGGGAGCGCGAGGCAUAUCGCAACGCGUCGUCCACGAGGCCGGAUACCCAGGGAUUUGGUGGCAACACGAUUGACGGUGUGGAGGUGGGAGGUAGCUCGUUCAGGGACUUUGCGCGUAUUCUUGGCAGCACGGGAGGCAUCACAUACAACCCUGCGACGGGGGAGCUCAAGCGGAGGCUCGUGUUUGAUGACGUCGACGUUGACGACGACGACGAUGACAGCGGCGACGAGUAUGUGGACGCGGACGAAACGAACGGGGUUACAUCGUUCACCGGCGUAUCGUUCAACGGCACGUUUGGGCUUCCCCAUUCUGACGGUUCCGAUAUCACAAAGAGCCUGAGGGAACAGUUGGACGAGUUGGAGGAAGCGGAAGCUGACUCCGCGUGUCCGGAGAGUGACGAUAUGCAGAUGGGAGAGAUCGACGACGAGGUCACGAUCAGUGGCAUGGAGACUGCGCCACCAACAGCUGCGACACCUGCAAAGCAGCAAGAUUCAGGUGGUCUGCAAGGCGAGGCACCGCCACCACCAAAGCUUUUGCAGAACGGCGAUGCCAGGCCCAAACAGUUAGUAUCAUCCCCGGCCGGUGAUGCUCCAAGCGCGGCCGUGCAGGCGGAAGGUUUUUUGGACUCGAGCGAAAGUCCUCUCAAGCUGUAG
Molecule: messenger RNA, 1680 nt
Organism: Sparassis crispa
Lineage: Eukaryota; Fungi; Basidiomycota; Agaricomycetes; Polyporales; Sparassidaceae
Product: Protein phosphatase 2C homolog 2
Exons: 10
Coding region: 1-1680 (559 amino acids)
Biological process (GO): protein dephosphorylation
Molecular function (GO): protein serine/threonine phosphatase activity; cation binding
Source: RefSeq, a predicted model, not a curated record